This is a messenger RNA of Pieris brassicae (large cabbage white), 4092 nucleotides long. Its product is annotated as protein regulator of cytokinesis 1-like. The transcript is spliced from 13 exons. The record is from RefSeq and is a predicted model, not a curated record. Gene Ontology annotation, biological process: microtubule cytoskeleton organization; mitotic spindle midzone assembly. Gene Ontology annotation, molecular function: microtubule binding. Bases 174 to 2369 code for a protein of 731 amino acids. Gene Ontology annotation, cellular component: mitotic spindle midzone; spindle; cytoplasm. NCBI's taxonomy places the organism in Eukaryota, Metazoa, Arthropoda, Insecta, Lepidoptera, Pieridae.
GAAAACUCAAUGUUCAAACUUUAAAAACGAAUUUUGGAGGCGUGUCGUGAAUGUAAUUGUUUAUAACUCUAAUCUAUAAAGUGGUCUUUUUGUUGAUUGCCUACGGUUUAACCCAUAUAUUUAACAUUAGAAGUGGUACUUUAAUAUACAGUGAUAAGUGUUCUCUGUUAAAAAUGACUGUAAAGAGGGAGGAUAUUGAAAAACAUUUUGAUGAAACUAUUGAAAAAAUAACCAAAGAUCUUCGCCACCUAAUGAGUAGAUUAUGGGAAAAUUGGUCGCACUUAGGCGUUGAUGAGAAAACCAAAUUUACAAAUAUCAUUAAGUUACACCAAAUCGAACAAGAUUUUCACAAUGAAGUAAUGACAGAGACAACAUUGAAAAUGAAACGGCUACAAGAACAAAUUGAAAGUUUAAAAGAAGAAACUGAAGAAUUGAGCAGAAGUCUGUCAAUAAAUAUAGAGUUGCAGUCAAUGACAGAAGAUACCCUGCUUUAUGAGUAUAAGAAAGAUUUAGAAGAUCAGAUAGCUGGUUAUAGAGAGCAAGUGAAGCAACGUAAGAUCAAAAUGGAACGAUUGAUGGAGUGGCAGCAGGACUUGAGUGAGAAACUUGGUGUAACUAUGCAACAACUUCAAGAAAUACCACUGCCAUCAGAGGAGGAGUUAAAUCAGCUAAAAGAUAACUUAGAGGUGCUGCAAGCUGAGAGGGAUAGAAGGGUGGAAAGCUUCCUCUACACACAGGUUGAGAUAAAAAACAUUAUGGACAAGUUGCAAAUGAAACCACAAAGCAAAUUUGAGCAGAUGGUUGUAUCAUCACUGUCAGUUGACUUCAAAGUAACGGAUAUGAAUAUGGAUAGGCUUGCUAAACUUCAACAAGAUUUGCAGGAGAAAUAUGAACAAACUAACAAUAGGGUAUUGGAGUUACGUGAGCGUUUAGCGAGGUUAUGGGAAUGCCUAGAGGAAGACCAAAUUUACAGGGACAACUUUCUUCAAGCACACCCUGGCUGCAGCCCCCCCACUGAGGCAGCUCUUAAGGAAGAACUGAAACGUUGUGAGCUGAUCAAACGGCAGAAGAUUUCUGUAUUUGUGGCAAAUAUCCGUACCAAGAUAAAGCUAAUGUGGGACAACCUGAUGUACUCUCGCGAACAACGGGAUGAGUUCCAACAUUACCAUGUGGACCACUACACUGAAGAUAUACUGGCACUACAUGAGAUGUACCUUGAGAAGAUUACCAAGUUCUAUGAAGAACAUAGAGAUAUUUAUGAGUUAGUGGCGACCCGUAAGGGACUGUGGCAGAAGAUGACGGAGCUGGAGUCCCGGGCAUCGGCCCCUGGCCGCUUUAACAACCGCGGAGGGCAGCUGCUUAAGGAGGAACGGGAGAGGAAGGCCAUCGCUAGCAGUCUGCCAAAUGUGGAGGCUCAAAUUCGGGAGAAAGUCCUGAAAUACGAAGAAGAGACGGGUGUGACGUUUACCAUUGAUGGGAAGCCCCUACUGGAGCUUAUGAAAGAUGACUGGGAGAAUAGAAAGGCGGAGCGUCAAAACAAAAUGUCAGCCCGUAAACAAGCGUUGACGCCAACCACACCCAGUUUCCGGUCUUUGGCAACUUCACCCCUUGGAAAACGUAACCGUACAGCAGCGGGACUAGCGCAUACCGCCGAUAGGAACAGGCCACCGACGAAACGCCAGUUGGUGACGGGCAGUGCUACAAAAGCCACCUCUAUAUCAACAGCGAACCGCUCCGUGCUUAAGAGAUCCGCUAUUACUUCUAUCAAAAGACGCAUGAGCGGUCGUUUGGCAGCUCGCGAAGAAGGCAAGUGUGAAGCGAAGCGGAAGUUGGACUACCUCGACCCAAACGCCAAGAACACAAAGAUCAUUGUAAAUGGCAGCAUUCUUAAGCACAAGCGUACUUCACUUAGCCGCCGACGUUCCAAUCGUCAAUCGGUGAAUGUCACUCAAGCUACAUCUGGAGAUGAGCAGCCGCUGGCAGAGUCUACUAUGCUCACGACUUACACGGAUUUUAGGGACGGCAUCCAUCUUAAACAAAUCAGUCGAAGUUCAGUUGCGCACAACGUCGAUAAAGAUAUCGUAACCAUCAAAGUUGAGACUCCCAAGACUGUACUCAGAAAUGCGGUCCAUACUCCAAGAGGGAAGGAAAACACCCCAAAUCCCUCGAGUUUACUUGUUACACCCAACCGCCUGACGCGCUCAGCCACAAAGUUGAAUCUUGAUGGGUUCGCAACGCCCCGUACACCGCUUAGUUCAAAGAACAAUGUUGUUAAGAAUAUGCAUUUGAAGACGACACCGAAUAGUGUUGGACGGUCCAAGUCACAAACACAUCUGGUCAGAGCGAAGAACCUACCGCCCCUUAUUUAAUCCACUAUGGCCUUAGGUAUGUUCUCAAUCUUUUCAACCAAAGUGGGAUUGCCUGGGACUAGGCAAUCCCACUUGAGAAGUUCCGAAAGAGGAAAAUAUGAAAAAAUAAUGUGUAAGUUGGUCUGGCAAUUUUUAUAAAAUAUUUUCUAAAAGGUAUUUGUUUGUGUCUUCAGAAGUUAUUUUUGAAAGUAAAUUAUUGUAUUUAUAAUGAAACUCAAAUUUGGGCUGCUUUAAAAGUAUUGGUAUUCUCCUUCGGAGAGCCUAAACAUUUUUGUCUUAACAAACCUAAGUAAUUUGUUUAUUUAUUUUAUAUGAGAUUCAUUGUAUCUUUAAAUCAUUACAACGUCCAAAAUUAUUUAAAAAUAAAAUUCUAGAGUUUUUAAAUUGGUAAUAAUUUCCUUAGGAGUAGUGGUAAAUAAAUAAACCGGAGAGGUUUUUCAAUCCGAUUGAUGCUGGUUUUCUUAGAUGGUUGUAAGGUGGUUGUAUAUAUUUGAUGAAUUUAGAAAACCCCCGUUAUUGAAAGUCUUUACAGCGGUGCUACUAUGUAAAACCGAUGGCGAUAAAUCUAACCAAUAUUUUUCAAAUAUUCAUUCUAAUAGAAUAUCACUAGAUAAAACCCAAUUUCACGUAGUUGUAUGUAGGGCUGAUGUUAUAAAUAUCAAACACAUCAACGACGAUUUGGGCGGAAUCGCUGUUGAAGUUACAGGGUAAGCGUGCAGACAUGACAUGAUAGUAAACAUAAAUCAGUUUUCAGUAACGGGGGAUUUUUAAAUUUGUUUUAAGUUAAUCUCAUUAAAUUUUUUUCUAAUCUCUAUGUAUUAUGUAUCGUUAUUUUUGCAUUGUCGCAUUCAAAACGGUAAAUAGUCCAUAUUAUUCUCAAUUCUAUAUUUGACAGUAACGCAAACAGGUAUAAUGACAAUUGACUGUGUUUGAUGAAUAUAGAUUAAAAAAUCAGGACAUUUAAAAAAAUAAAUCUGUAUGUUUGGCGUGUUUUCUCUUGUCUUCUCCGAUAUGAUGGAUGUCUCCAUAUUACAGAUAUAGGUAGGUAUUUAAUAUGUUUAUUAUAUUUUUGUACCUAUAACUCGGAUUAUUUUACGUUAAGUUUUUUUGUAAACGCCCAUCGACUUUUGAGAUUUUUAUUUUAAUCAUUAAUGUUUUUACUUUAAGUUUUUUGACAUUUGAAUGUAGUUUAGAUUAUGUGAUUUUUUCUUAGUCCACUCUUUGAUAGCAGCUUCAGUACUUAAAGCUAAGAGUAUUAAACGUUCCCAUUGUAUGUUUGUUUAUUUUUUAAUUUAGUUAUUGGCAUCAGCCCCUGAAUCGGCAAGAAUCGCAUUCAUAUUACAUUUCUGUUUCGAGCGUUGUUUUUAUUGCUUUUACUGUUCUCGAGAAUAUAGAGUAGCAAAUAAUCGCGUAUGAAAUCUUGCCAAUUUAUCUACGGUAACUAUACUGGGCUUAUUUCUUAGGAAUGUUUGAAAGUAAAUAUAUUUGAUUUUUUAAAAUUUAUUUGGCAAAAUAUCGAAUUCGUCCACAAAUUUUAGCCUCAUAUUUAGGUUGCACCUGGAGUUUUUAGGAUAAACUUUAGUUGUAUCAAGGGCAUUCUUUGUAAUCUUUACAAUGCGUACCUAUUUAUUAUGUUUUAUCCUUAUAUCAUCUUUAUAUCUUAAGCGCCUCAAACGUUAGCCGCCAUGUAUUUUGCAAGUUCCGUGUAAAUAAAUUAUUUGUA